This is a messenger RNA of Pisolithus orientalis, 327 nucleotides long. RefSeq lists its product as uncharacterized. Gene Ontology annotation, molecular function: ATP binding; ATP-dependent chromatin remodeler activity. The annotation marks the transcript as partial. The record is from RefSeq and is a predicted model, not a curated record. NCBI's taxonomy places the organism in Eukaryota, Fungi, Basidiomycota, Agaricomycetes, Boletales, Pisolithaceae. The transcript has 2 exons.
UGGCACCAACUCAUUGGAAUCUACUGUAUGCUGGAGAGUGUGUUCAAGGGCAAGCCCAUCUUACUGAUGGAUGGAGUGGGACUGGGGAAGACCCUUCAGGUGCUUGGUGUGAUUGUGUGUCUCACUUACUAUUGGUAUGUCUACAUGAAGAAGAAGGCAUUUCCAGGAGAUUUUGCUGGUCAAAAAUUCAACACUCCAGAUGGUAAUGUCCCAGACUUGUCACAUGUGAUUGUAUGCCCUGUCAACCUGAAGCAGCAGUGGGAGAGUGAGAUCCAAUGUUUCCUAGUGCCAGCCUCUUUUGAUCUCUUUCCAUACACCAGUCAUUUG